CAGCCCCGACACGGCCCGAGGGGGCCCCGCGGCCCCGCCGCCCCGUGAGGCCUCCCCGCCGCCCUCCCAGCAUGGCCCGCGGGGCCGGCGAGGCGGCAGCGGAGGGGGAACUGGGAGAUGACAGCCUGUCUGUGAUAACCUGUGAGUCAGACACAGAAAUGAAGUUAAAGAAGAAGAUUUUUCACAAGCCUCCCAAGUCACCAAAGUCUCCCUACAGCUCUAGCACACAACUGUAUCCCAAAAAAGCUGCAGCUUGGCGAUCUCUGCAGGGAACGGGCAGUGCAUGUUCAGAGAGUGCAGCUGUAAAAAAGCCAAGGCAGCUGUGGCUGGAAUCACUGAAACAAGGAAUGAGCCAUCCUCUGAAAUCAGAUGUUGACGUGGGGCAUAUGAGAACCAACACUUCCAGUAGCACUCCAGAAUAUUUGAAGGAAGCUCUAGGAAUGAAGAAGCCAAAACAUUCUCGUUCUUCUAGUAAUGGCUACAUUCCUGGAACUCCUGACUACAAAGAAAAAGAAGAUAUGUAUGAUGAAAUUAUAGAACUGAAAAAGACAAUACAAGCUCAGAAAAACGAGGGCGAUCGAAUGAAAACGAAGCUCCGUCGACUGGAACAGGAGAACAGUAGGAAGGAUAAACAGAUUGAACAACUGUUGGAUCCUUCCAGGGGCUCUGAGCUGGCACGAGCUUUAUUAGAAAAGAAGAAUGAUAAUGGAUGGGUGGUCAGUGGAUUAAAGCAGAAUAUUCUCAAGCUUGAACAGCAGUGCAAGGAGAAAGACAACACAAUUAAUGAAUUCCAGGCAGACAUGAAGACCAGCAAUUUGGAAGAAGUGAGGUUAGCUAUGGAAACCUACUAUGAAGAGGUUCAUCGCCUCCAACUCCUCCUGGCAAAGUCUGAGACUAUGAGGAAAAAUACAGAGGGCAGAGAUACCCAGAAGCGACUGAAGGCACUGAAUGCUGCUGUCCUGAGAUUGUCCAGGAACAUCAAGGAGUUGCAGACUGAGAAUCGGAGGCUGAAGGAAGAUCUGGAUCAUGUACUGAGCAGUUCUCCUCCUCCCAGUAAAACAAAAAAUUAUAGUGAGUGGAGCAGACAGAGGCUGGUGAGGCGGAUUUCGGAACUGGAAAAAAAAGUAUGUGCCAUGGAGAGCACCAGGGUGUCACCAGCAGACAGUGAUUCAUCACAGUUGCCUGCUGUGGCAUCUUCACCUUCUGUAGACCUGGAUCAUCCAGCCCCCCAAUAUAUAGACCAUGUUGAGGAAUGCCAUCGUCUCCAAAGGGAAGUGAAGAAACUGAAGAGUGACAGGAAGGCACUUCAAAAUCUCCUACUCAGUAAAGAAUCAGAUAUCAAGCAGUUACUGCAGGCUAAGGCUGAAGUGGAGCUGGAGCUGCAGAAGUGGCAGAGUAAGAUGGAAGAAAAGAGUACAGAAGAACAGACUUUAAGUGAGGAAAUCCAGAACCUGACACAGAAAGUAGAGAAACUGGAGUCAAAAUUGGAGGAAGAGAAAAGACAAAUGGCAGAAGAUACAAUGGAAAAUCUUCAUAAGUCUUCACCAGUCUGCACAGUUAAAGGCAAAGAAGAUCACAGGGAAGAACAAGCAGCCAAAAUCAUCCAGAGACACUGGAAGAUGUACAAAACCAAGAAAGAAGAAAUUGCUCUGGAUGAGGCAGUUGUGGUGCUGCAGGCAGCUCUCAGAGGACAUUUAACUCGACAGAAACUGUUACUGAAUAAUGGGAUCCAUGAAGCAAAAUCUCUCAACAAGAACUCCUGCGUGUCUUCCAUGUCAGACUCCUUGAGCUCGUCCUCUGAUUGCGAGGAGAGAGAUGAGAUUGUGACGUUCAUUCAGUCCAUUUUCAGGGCUCACUCAGCACGUACAGUUCUGCUUGAGGAGAGGUCUUCUGUGUCCAGUGCACCAAGUGAGAAAGCAGAUUCUGCACUUUACAGUACAGAGAAGAAACUGGUCUCAGCAGCACUCCAGAGACCUCCUUCAGUCCUCCUGUCGCCUCUUCCUGCCAGGUCCUCUGAGGGUCUGUCCCAUCCUGCUCCCGCCCUGCCCGGGGAUGAAGCUCACUCAGACGACUCGGAUGAUGUUGUUAUUGUGUCUCCUUUGUUGCAGAUGAAGAAAAGCUACAGCCACUUUUAAGUUUUGGUGACAGGCUCUGGUGAUCUUGAAUUAUUGAAUUCACGAACAAAACUAUUUGUACCAAGAUCAGGCAUGUCAAAGAUGAAGAGAGGAGGAAUAGCAGCCCCUUUUUAAUGGCAGUUGACAUUAUUUCAACCAUUCUUUCAUAUGUCAUCUCUGCAGACUUUAUGGCUAAAAGCCACUGACUGACUGUUAACCUUACCCUGGUGCACAGAGAGUUUGGAUUUAAAAACUUAACCAAAACACUUUAAUGUUUUGUUUCACAAUGAGGAUUGUAAAUUCAGUUGACAAAUUCAAGUGAAAGCAAUAAAGCCUUAAGCUAUUUCAUGUCAAACAAAGUUUUGUUUCAGAUCAACUAAAAAUAUAAUUUGUGUAAUCAGAAAGUGGUUAAUGACGUGACUCCAAUUUUCAGCCUGUGUAUGUUCAAGGGUACAGCUGGUAUUUGUUACCUGGGCCUCCCUAUUUAAAAAUUUUACUUGUCAUAUUUUGUAUCUUUUUUUGUUUAUUUUUAUACUGAACAUUUACAGACCUUGUAAGCCAUUCCUCUGUCAUAGGCCAUUCUAGACCUACUGUAUCAGCUGGCUUUCCUUAUUUAUUGCUUUUUCCACGUGUGCUUGUGAUGAUGUGUAUAGAAUGUUUUGUAUUUGAAAUGUCUGAUCACAUAAUCAGAUUUUUGGAUUUGUCAGGGCAGGUGUGUAGUGGCAGGAGUGUUCUGUGAAGGAUACCCUUGUGACUGCUUUCUGCUUACAGAUCACAAAUUUGAGUUCAUUAUACAGACUCAUCUCUGAGAUGUGAAAACAUCUGACAUAGGAGGUAGGACUGUCUGAAAUGUUCACCUGACUGCAGUGCUCAUGCACUGAGGGGAGGAGCACUGAGGUUUUAAGUCUGAUGUUGCUUUGCUGUGGUUGAUACCUCUUCCCAGUACUACCUUUGCCUGUGCACACCUGCACAGUGGGUCCAGUCAGAAUCUGGGAGAGGGAUCCCAUAUCCACCCCUAUCUGCCUCUGCCAGGCUGGUGCUGGAGAACAUGGGCACUGCCUACUUAAUUCUGUGCAUUGUGGAUUAGGAUGAGUACAAUAAACAAAGCCUAAUCCAUGCAGUUUGGUUUGGGAACAGAAGUGGUAGGUUGGAUUAAGAAAUUAAGGCUGCAUCCAGAAACAGCACUGACAAUAACAUUGUCCAUGGAAAGACCAAAGACCUGGCUGUGGAGAAUAUAAUCAGAGGGGUCUUUCCAGAUCUUCUGUGCAGACUGUACUUUUUGACUGGAGAAUUCCAACUGUCACACCAACACCCUUCAAAAGCAUUAAAAUGCUUGUGUGGGUUUUUUUAAUCGUGAUAUUUAUUGAAAGGAGAAUUUAAUUUUACAUGCACACAGUGAAGGUUUGCUGGAAACCCUAAUGGUUUCUUUGUCACCAAAGAGUAAUAAAGUCUCCUGUAAACAGAAAGCACACUCUUAAAUAUAAGAUUUUUAUCACCUUCUCUUUUUUAAAUUAAAAAUCAGUCACCACUGUUUUGCAGAAUACCAAUAAGUCAGGGCUGUCUCAGUUCUGUGAUUUCAGUGAAGCACUAUCUGAGGCUUAUCAGAGUUUGUGCCAGUACUUGCAGCCAAAGAGGAAACUGGAUGGCUGCAGCACAAUGCAGCUGAUUUCAUUUAAUCCCAUCGGUGGAAAUGCUGCCUGUACUAUUUCCAAAGGCAGUUCUGGGAGCUCUCCAUACCCAGAGCAGCCUGAAGAAUGUCAUUUGCACUCCCAAUGGGUAAAUUUUUCCUGGCUGUACUUUGGUCACAUGACUGUCAUCUGCAGAAAGGAUAAAAAAAUAUAUAUAAAAUAAAAAAAGGGAUAGAAUCCUCUUGGUAGAAGCUGAGACCUGCUUCCCUCUGUUUCUGGAAGUCAUGUUAAGAAGAAGGGUCAUUUUGCUAAAUGGAAGCAGAGCUGUACUGAGUUGCCUGUGUAUAAUAUUUCAAGUCUGUAACUGGGGCUCUGUCAUGGAUCUCUCCAGAGAGAGUAACUAGAGCUGAGGACUGACACAUUAAGGGAAGGGUAUGUAGUGUGUCAGGACCCAGACUGAUAUCAAAUAACUACCUAGCUGUUAUCCUAUAAGGAAAUACUGAGACAGCAAAUAAAAUAAAGAUGGCAUUCUUUUACUUUACUGUGCUGUAAUGACCAAUAUGAAAGCAUUAGGAAGUUGAUACAGAGCAGGAAGAUUUGUUUUACCUGAGCCUGUGACCAGCAGUAGAGCUGUCAACAGACAACUUCUGGCAUAAAGGGGAGCUGGUAUCUUGGGAUGACCCAAAGGCACAGAAUCAGGGUGAAAAGGAUGAAACAUUUUCUGGAAGGAGUGAAAAUAUGUCUAGAGCUUUCUAAAUUUGAGACUGCUAUUUCCUAGGUAUCAAAAAUCUGAUACUUUACUUGAGAUGGGUUUCAGACUAAUAUUUUGGUUUGGAGGAGAACUUGCUCACUGCACAAUGAGUUUGGUGUGGAACAGUAGGAAGAGAAACCUCCACAGUAUCAGUAGCCUUUAACAUGGUUGUGUUGUACACUGGAAUGGAGUGUGUUGAAGGGAACAGUGGUGGACACAAGGUUUUGUUCUGUGGUUAUCUGAAUGCCAGCACCUGUGGGAAGAAGUGUGGAACAACGAUGGAAGAAAAAAUUAUUUGAAUAAAUGGCAUUUUUCCUCAACAGGGAGCUGAGGACAGUGAAAAUCAGUGUGGCUCAAACCUGUCAAAAUAAACCCAACACAAACAUGCUGUUUCUGUAGAAAGCCCUGGAAACCUUGUGGGGACGUCAAGGUCUUGAAUUAAAAUUAAAUUCCACUGUAACCUAUGUAAUCUAAAAGCACACUUUCCAUUCUGUUGAUAUGGAAUAAUGUUUCCAACUUAAAACCUUUUGCAGUGUUUAGUUAGAGAUUGUGUGUGAGUACAGAGUUUGGACUUUAAUGGGACAUUAUCUCUCUUGAUCUCUUUUUGCCCUUAAGUGCCUUUUCCUGUAAAUCUUUACUGAGGCAUCAAGACAUGAAAACUAUGGUUUUUUGCAUAGCUAUAAAAAUAAUCCCUGCACAGGCAACUUUUAAUGUAGUCAAAAUGGAAAAGGAGUGAUCUUGGCAUACGAGAGCACCAUUAAUUUUUAUGAUCUUUUUAAUAUUCAGAACUGUGCAAGUAUUUUAUGUAACUUAUUUUGGGAUCCUUGAAAAGCUAACACAAUUGCAAUGUGUUUACUCCUGAUUGUUGAAUUUUGAAAUAAAGUUUGUGUAUGAACAGGU
Messenger RNA from Manacus vitellinus (golden-collared manakin), 5393 nucleotides. RefSeq names its product IQ motif containing E (gene IQCE). The transcript has 22 exons. The record is from RefSeq and is a predicted model, not a curated record. Gene Ontology annotation, molecular function: protein binding. Lineage: Eukaryota; Metazoa; Chordata; Aves; Passeriformes; Pipridae. Bases 72 to 2135 code for a protein of 687 amino acids.